This is a messenger RNA of Sphaeramia orbicularis (orbiculate cardinalfish), 2145 nucleotides long. RefSeq names its product phosphatidylinositol 3-kinase regulatory subunit gamma-like. Gene Ontology annotation, biological process: phosphatidylinositol phosphate biosynthetic process; insulin receptor signaling pathway. Gene Ontology annotation, molecular function: 1-phosphatidylinositol-3-kinase regulator activity. The record is from RefSeq and is a predicted model, not a curated record. The transcript is spliced from 9 exons. The coding region runs from base 369 to 1811 and encodes 480 amino acids. Gene Ontology annotation, cellular component: phosphatidylinositol 3-kinase complex. Lineage: Eukaryota; Metazoa; Chordata; Actinopteri; Kurtiformes; Apogonidae.
CCGUCUGCGGCUGUGAAUGGACUCGUCCGGCCGUGCUCCUCCGCGGGCCGCCUCCGCGCCUUCAGUCGCUUCUGAACAUGAAGCGGACUGAGGCGGAUCACCGGCGGAGGAGCGGCGGGACCCGGGACACGUAGAGCCUCUACAUCCGAAUGACGAGCUCCGGGUCGGGCAGCGGCACGGAACCGGCCCCGGAGCCUGCGCUGCGUUCAGUCCGUGUGGAGCCGGGACGGCGGUCCGGCGGGUGUCCGGGUAGACCGGGUCCUCGGAUAGACCGGGUCUAGGUCUGUGUUGACCGGAUCCUCUUAUGUAACAGAGUUCGACGCUUUGUUUUGUCGCAUUUUUCGCUUUUUUCGGACAAAGACUGAACCAUGUACAACACAGUGUGGACCGGGGACCGGACCGGGGACCGGACCGGGGACGAGGCGGACUGGAGGGACGUCAUGAUGCCCUACUCCACCGAGCUCAUCUUCUACCUGGAGAUGGACCAGCCUCCAGCUCUUCCUCCAAAGCCCGUCAAACCCCAGUCGACGUCCUCGGGCUCGGUGGGUGGAGUCAAUGGGGGCGGAGUCAACGGCAUCAAAGAUGGAGGUUGCGGAGGUUCGCUGCAGGAGGCCGAGUGGUACUGGGGGGACAUAUCCAGGGAGGAGGUGAACGAUAAGCUCCGGGACACGCCCGAUGGGACGUUCCUGGUCCGAGACGCCUCCACAAAGAUGCAGGGAGAUUAUACGCUGACACUAAGGAAAGGAGGAAACAACAAGCUGAUAAAGAUCUACCACCGCGACGGGAAGUACGGCUUCUCGGAGCCGCUGACGUUCGUGUCGGUGGUGGAGCUCAUCGGUCACUACCGACACCAGUCCCUGGCCCAGUACAACACCAAGCUGGACGUCCGGCUCAUGUACCCGGUGUCCAGGUUCCAGCAGGACCAGCUGGUAAAGGAGGACAACAUCGACGCUGUGGGGAAGAAGCUCCAGGAAUAUCACAGCCAGUACCAGGACAAGAGCAGAGAGUACGACCGCCUGUACGAGGACUACACCAGGACCUCACAGGAGAUCCAGAUGAAGCGAACCGCCAUCGAGGCCUUCAACGAGACCAUAAAGAUCUUCGAGGACCAGUGUCACACUCAGGAACGCUACAGUAAAGAUUACAUCGACCGUUUCCGCCGCGAAGGAAACGACAAAGAGAUCGAACGGAUCCUGAUGAACUACGAGAAACUCAAGUCCAGGCUCGGAGAAAUCCACGACAGCAAAGACCGGCUGGAGCAAGACCUGAAGACCCAGGCCCUGGACAACCGCGAGACCGACAAGAAGAUGAACAGCCUGAAGCCCGACCUGAUCCAGCUGCGCAAGAUCCGAGAACAGUACCUGCUGUGGCUCAACCACAAAGGGGUUCGACAGAAACGGAUCAACGACUGGCUCGGCAUCAAGAACGACAACGCAGACGACGUUUCCUCGGUGACCGAGGACGACGAGCCCCUCCCCCACCUGGAUGAGCGGAGCUGGUUGGUCGGGGACCUGAACCGGACCCAGGCCGAGGACCUGCUCGGCGGGAAACCGGACGGGUCCUUCCUGAUCCGACAGAGCAGUAAGAAGGGCUGCUACGCCUGCUCCGUGGUCGUGGACGGCGAGGUGAAGCACUGCGUCAUCUACAACACGCCGCGGGGCUUCGGGUUCGCCGAACCGUACGACCUGUACGGGAGCCUGAAGGAGCUGGUCCUCCACUACCGCCAGGCGUCGCUGGUCCAACACAACGACGCCCUCAACGUCCGCCUCGCCCACCCCGUCUACGCGCAGACGCCGCCUGGACGCAGAUGAACCCGCCCCCCCCUCGGACACAAGGCGGGGAGGGGGCGGAGUUUGACCGGAACAGACCGUAGAUAGAGUUUAACACUUUAACGCUGCAGCUCACACGUCAGCCACCUUUUGGAGUUUUAUAUUUUUACGUGAACUCUUCGGAGGGCAUUGUUUCUAAAGAACUGCUGAUUUGCACAAGGAAGGUUUAACGUUUGUGAAUGUGAAAAAACACGAAGGAAGGAAGCGAAGGAAGGAAGGAUUUCCGAGUUUCAGGUUUGACCCGCUGCUACCUAAACUCCAGCUCACACUCUGGACCAGAAACUCGACAAAAAAAAAAAAAAAAAACACAAAAAAC